Messenger RNA from Macrosteles quadrilineatus (aster leafhopper), 1381 nucleotides. Its product is annotated as vacuolar protein sorting-associated protein 37A-like. The record is from RefSeq and is a predicted model, not a curated record. The coding region runs from base 239 to 1240 and encodes 333 amino acids. Lineage: Eukaryota; Metazoa; Arthropoda; Insecta; Hemiptera; Cicadellidae. Gene Ontology annotation, cellular component: ESCRT I complex. The transcript is spliced from 8 exons. Gene Ontology annotation, biological process: ubiquitin-dependent protein catabolic process via the multivesicular body sorting pathway; protein targeting to vacuole; protein targeting to membrane.
GUUGUUUUGUAUUUUUUUAGACCUUCGUAAAUUUAUCAAUUUAUAAACAUUAACAUGUUUUAUUAAUAUGGGGGAGUGGUUUUUGGAGCUUCUUUUAUUUGUGUUUUAUUAUGGUUAAUUCAUUCAUUACCGGUAUAGUAUAAUAGGAAAUAGGAUUUCAUGUAGUAGGCCUACACAUAACCUAGCUUUUUUGUGCUCUAUAAGUUAGUUGUUUCCCAUAGGCUACUGUUACUUAAUUAUGUUACCCACUAUGUUUGAUAAUAUAUUAUCAAAAAGAAGAAGACAAAUAGACACUCUUAAGAUAUUCAAUGCAAAUGUGUCCGAGGUGAAAGAAGACAGUGAGUACAGAGUAGACUUCAUAUCCGGCAGCAAUAACCUAUCGCUGUUGGUCAUUCUUGGUCCUGACUUUCCUCUAGAGAAGCCUGUGCUAAAGAUAGUCCCAGCAGUGCAGCAUCCUUGGGUGACAGAGAACGGAGAAGUGACUGGAGCUCCGGGGCUGUUGAAUUUCACCGUCCACUCAGACCUGGGCCGAGUCGUUCAAGCGAUUGUGAGAGAGUUAGAACUGCGACCCCCUCCUCUACUGGGGGGGACUGUCUCUCCCCCCUGCACUCAGAGGGUGGACAUCAGUGGCCCCAUGUCCCCUAACAACUAUGGCUACUCUGGGACACCUCCGGGCGUUCCUGGCUUCUCCAACUACAGACCAUCUAUGUUGCAGAAUCCUGCAAAACAUAUGUCAGUGGCGUUCCCUGAGCUGAACUCGCUGUCUGUUGCCGAGUUGGAGCAGUUAAACUCCAGUGCAGAUUGUCUGGAUGAGUUUGUCGACAGUCUGCCUGUCAUGAAGGAGAUAGACAGGACCAUGGAGGAAUGGAUCACUAGGAAUGAAGAAGUUGCAACGGAGACAUUGUCCAAGGAAGGGCGACUGCAGCAGUUAAGGUCGGGGGUCAGCGAACUGUGGGAUUCUGCCUCUCAGUUGAAGGGACGACAUGAAGCACUGAACCAGGAGUACCAGCGACUGGCUGACAAGUACAGUCCUCAGAGCAUUAGGCAAGAAGUCAAGCGAGCUGCUGUAAGAAGUGAUGAAGAGAGCGAACUGAUCGCAGAGAAGUUUCUCAACGGGGAUGUUGACCUGGACAGCUUUCUACCUGCUUACAUUGAAAAAAGAAUGCUAAGCUAUUGCCGCAAAACCAAAGAAGAAAAGCUUAGUCAUCAAUUGCAAAAACUGGAGAGAGCCGGCUUUUGAUAUUCUGCGCUUUUAUAUACACAUCACAAUGUUCCUUAUAUAUAUAUAUAUUUGUAUAUAUUCAUUCCAAUUCUCUUUUUUAUUAUAAAAUAUAGUUGUAUGUUCAAUGUUUAUUUUAUACAUAUAUUUAUAUGAGUUUCA